GCAGGCACAAACGCACAUCUUCAUCAACAACACGCCCCACUUCGAGUUACUACGAUGCCUAUCUCUAAGAAAGCCAGAGUCCAGCGCGAGCACAAGGCCGCUGAAAAGGCCGGCACCCGCGCACCGGUCAAGGCCAACGGUCUUCCCGUCAAGGCUCCCAAGCCAACAUCAAUUUGCCAAAACUGCCGCAAAGAACUUGUCGCAACCAACAAACCACAGAUGGAGGCACAUGCAUUGACUCACGACCAGAAGCUGUGGGCAAAGGAGAAGUGCUUCCCCAAUGAUUUCUCUUGAAAGCAUCGCAACGGAUCAGCAAGGGAAACCCCUGCACCGACACGUUACAGCAUCAGAGCUGUACAUAGUCCGCGCGAUCAGAAGAUGCAGACGUGUGCGACCUCAAGAGACGGUUUGUUUCGGGAGUUUAUUACCAUUGGGCGGCUGAGCACAAAGAGGCUGACCUCAGAGCCGCCACAGGCACGAUCAAUACGAACUUGAUAUCAUGAAAAUGCAGUCCCCAG
This is a messenger RNA of Didymella exigua CBS 183.55, 518 nucleotides long. RefSeq lists its product as uncharacterized. The record is from RefSeq and is a predicted model, not a curated record. Bases 55 to 294 code for a protein of 79 amino acids. The transcript has 3 exons. NCBI's taxonomy places the organism in Eukaryota, Fungi, Ascomycota, Dothideomycetes, Pleosporales, Didymellaceae.